Molecule: messenger RNA, 2001 nt
Organism: Hippocampus comes (tiger tail seahorse)
Lineage: Eukaryota; Metazoa; Chordata; Actinopteri; Syngnathiformes; Syngnathidae
Product: G1/S-specific cyclin-E1-like
Exons: 12
Coding region: 138-1448 (436 amino acids)
Source: RefSeq, a predicted model, not a curated record
CGAGUUGGGCUUUGUCAGCUGAGCGUGGGGGUUGGGAGUGUGCUCAUGUUCUCUCUUAAAACUCCCCCCCAAAUAACUCGAAAACACUUUUCCUCGCAGGUUGACUCCCAAGAAGAAUCACCAACCCCGGGACUAGAAUGCUGGGAAGUCGGGAAGUCACUGAUCAAGAAGCCCAGUGUGUUGCUAGCGAGGCGGCCAACGUCAAGACGGCGAGGCCGAGGAAGAGGAAAGCAGAUGUUGCCAUUUAUUUACAAGAUGUGGAUGAGGACGCGGCAGAGAUGACCAAGAAGAAGCAGCGAGACUGUGAGGCGGCCUGGCGGUCCAAGGAGGGUGCGUACGCAAGUCCUCCGCGCGGGUUGUCCACGCUGGAUGGCAAAGACGAGCGUGAGCAGCAGAUCACCUUGAUCAACGCCGGCUUCCCGCACUACAACCUCACGAACGUCUUUGCUACGCCCGUACAUUGCGCGCCGCUGCCUGCGCUCUGCUGGGCGAGUAAGGACGUGGUGUGGAACAACAUGCUGGCCAAGGAUAAGACAUACACGCGCAACGUCAACAUGAUGGCCAAACAUCCUCACCUUCAGCCCAAGAUGAGAGCUGUGCUGCUCGACUGGCUCAUGGAGGUGAGCGAGGUGUACAAGCUUCACCGCGAGACGUACCACCUGGCUCAGGACUACUUUGACCGCUUCAUGGCCACGCAGACCAACGUCUUCAAGUCCACGCUGCAGCUCAUCGGAAUCAGCUGCCUUUUCAUCGCAGCCAAAGUCGAAGAGAUGUACCCUCCCAAAGUGCACCAGUUUGCCUACGUGACGGACGAAGCCUGCACCGAGGACGAGAUCCUCAGCAUGGAGGUCAUCAUCAUGAAGGAGCUGAAGUGGAGUCUGAGCCCGCAGACGCCCGUCUCCUGGCUCAACGUCUACAUGCAGGUGGCCUACCUCAAAGAGUCGGACCAGCUGCUCAUCCCCAAAUAUCCGCAGGCCACCUUUACGCACAUCGCCGAGCUCCUGGAUGUGUGCAUGCUCGACAUGCGCUGCCUGGAAUUCUCCAACGGCGUCUUGGCCGCCUCGGCCCUCUUCCACUUCUCGUCCCUGGAGCUGGUCGAGAACGUGUCGGCGUUAAAAAGGGCGGAGCUGGAGGAAUGCGUGCGGUGGAUGGUGCCGUUCGCCGUGGCGCUGCGCGAGUCGGGCGGCUCGCCCAUGAAGACCUUCUCCGGCGUGGCUGCCGAAGACGUGCACAACAUCCAGACGCAUGCCCCCUACCUGACGUGGCUGGAGAAGGCGGCGUCUUACCAGGACGCGGACUUGGAGCCUCAUCGCGGCUGUCAGGUACCGUCCGGCGUCCUCACGCCGCCUCUUAGCAUCGAGAAGACGGACGAACACCCCAAAGCGGCCACCGCCGCGCUACAAGUGCCCCCCAGGAUGCGUGCGGCCGAAUGGACGCUGGCCCCAUAGAAUCUAUUUUUUGCGGGGAUUGGGGAGAAUGUAAUUUCUCCUUUUUAAGGAAUCUUUUGGGACAGGCUGCCACAUUUUUUGUGUUUUUUGGCGGGUGUUUUAUCCUCAACUGCCAGUCACAGGACAUCUUUUAUUUAAUGCAAGCGUCUUUUAAGAAAACAAAAAAAAAAAAGGCCAGGCCGGGCCAACGGACUGUUCCUGGAGUCUGGAAGACUCCGUGCUGCUACACAGACGGGCUUUGCAUCGUGUGUGUGUGUGUGUGUGUGUGUGUGUGUGUGUAAAUAUACAGGGGGGACCAUAUUCACUUGGCUCACAAAGUAGCUGAGCAGGUCAUGCUUCAGAAGCAAAAAGCUGGACGAUGGGCUUUGGGUUGUCUGUGUGACAUCAGCAAGUCGCAACAGAGAGAGUGGGAGGUCACCCUCAAGCCCCACUAUCCUGACCCUUGACGUGAGCGAGUCGAUUAUUUUGAUUGUAUUUAACAAGAACUUUUAGCUUCCCACCCUGAACGUAACCACCGCCCCAAAAUGUCUUUGGGACUGUUUUUUUUUUUUUU